Molecule: messenger RNA, 2547 nt
Organism: Leptosia nina
Lineage: Eukaryota; Metazoa; Arthropoda; Insecta; Lepidoptera; Pieridae
Source: the annotation of a GenBank genome assembly
AUGAAAAUUCUCUAUCUUUUAUUUGCAUCGAUUCACAUUUGUGUUUCCGAGCUAUUGUCAAGCAUUCCAACACAUUUACUGGAAUGUUACCGAGGCGGAGGGCCAGCGCCGGGAGCGCCCAAACGGUUGGACGUCUUUCUGAACUUAGUCAGACGUCUGGAACUAGAGAGUCGUCUGGAUUUACGGUUAUUCAGCACAUCACUAUUGAGAAGUUUACGAUUAGACGGCAUCGAAAGAGCGGCGAAUGUGUUCGAAUCGGAGUUCCUGCUGCCGUACCGGGCGUCGGCCUUCCAGUUCCACAAGUAUAAAAUGCUCAUGGACUUAUUUCUGCCCAGCCAAGACCUGAUAGUCGCGGACGAGACGUUGUCUCUAGAAGAAAAAUGUUUGCUGCACAAGGUUCUGAGUUCUUCGGUUCGGCCGUGGGAGAGGGGCGACGAGAACAUCGUGUGCCCCCUCUCGGCAGAGAGGAGGCAACAUAUGGCUUCGACCAGUGCAAGUAGACUGUACAGCAGGUGCCCCAUCGAAGACGGCGUUAUUCAGAGUCCUUGGGGAGCUAUUGCGCCGGGCACCGUAGUUGCAGCCAUCGCUGCUUCCUUAGAAACUCAACAAGUAUUUGUUACUGACAUACUACAAACUAACUUGUUCCAAGAAGAGAUACCGACGACGAUUCUCGAUAUGGCUCUCAGAGAAUGGGACUCCAAGCUGGAGAGACUAGAGCUGAACGAAAAUGGAACCGAUUCCGACAUAAGCAACGUUUGGGUCGCUACUUUAGCCGGUGACCUUGCAGAGGUAGUGGUAAAUCUUGGCGUCAGAGUGGGCGCUGCACCGCAACGGAUGACCAUAGGUUCGAUUAACAAGUGGAACGACACGCUGCUCCCGAGAGACUAUUACUUGCUCAUGCCGAAUGCGACUUCGGCCGAUUGGCAUAUGACGGACGCCGAAAUUUUGGCGGGAAUCGACGGAUUAAUUUUAGCGCAGCACGUGCCGUCGUGGGUGGCACAACGCAGAACGCUACGUCUGUCGCAAAUUGUCGAGAUGUACUACUCCAAUGAGGGGGUCUCGUUCGACCCCAACGUGCGCGCUUGCAACAGACACGUCUUGUUCUCCGAAGUAGUCACGAGGGAGGUGUUGUUCAGGGAGACGUCUCGACUCGCCCACGUGCUGGCCUUGAGGCAGGUCACCGUUUACAUUCCGCUCGAGGAAAUGAACAGGAUCUCGGACGCGGCCGUCUCCGCCUUCAUGGACUAUGUUCCUUCAGUACUGAAGCAGUACCACGUAGAUUGCGUUGCCAGCAGAAACAUUCCCACUAUGGACCUGAUCGUUGCAACCGACAGUUCCUGGGAUGGAUACCGAGUUCAACAGUUCUUGUCGUGGAUCGGAGGCAGCCUCGAGAUAAAUAUGCAGAAGAGUAGCGUAGCCCUGCUGCACGGCAACACGGGCGAAUGGAUCGUGCCGCGCGCCCACAACCUCACCGCGUUGUUCACAGCCAUCGCCAACUACACCGACGGAUGGCCGAAUCGCCUAAACCUCCCAAACGUAGUGUCGUCGAUCCUCCAACGCACCCGCAACGCAACUUUGCAAGACAUUUCCGAAAUGCGUAGCGCCGGCCCCACCACCGUGGUACUCGUGGUGACUCCGACGGAUCGUCUGUCGGCCGAGGAACUGGAGACCACAAGGUCGCUGAUGAGAACUCUCAGGUCCAGCUUUUUCGACGUGUUCUUCGCCUACGCAGCUCAGGACGCAUCAGAUCUGAAAAACAUAAACAACGAAUACAUGGACUACUCGGAGCUCUUUUUAACGGUCUCGUCUACAUCCGUCGGCGACGUCGCCUCCGCCGUGGACACGCAUCUGCUCAAAAACGUGAUACCGUCGCGAAUCGUGGGCUCUCAGUGCGCUUUCAACGGUACAGAGUACGCACAAGUCCCGUACGAGGACUUCGUUCUGCCCUCCCGAGAGCAAUCGUACCGCAUCCACCCAUUUUAUCUGUGGCAGCAGGCCUCGAUCCAAGUGCAGUUUCGUAACGACGGCCAAGGUCGCAUCUUGGUGUGCAUGUGGCGCGGCGCGGAGACGUCGCGCUCCUGCCGAGCCGUGGCCGAGAGAGAGGCCUUUUCGUUCAACUUGACGCAGCCCUGCCCUUCGCCGGACUUUUGCCCCCCGGCCAAUUUUAUUGUCACCGCAUCGUCUACGCAGAACCUCUGCGCACACGUGGAAUGCCGUUUUCCGCACCAAGUGGGCUAUUACCUGCAGCAUUCAGGUUUGCGCUGUCUACCACUCUUGGGAUCAGCUGUCCGCCCGGCGCCCAUUUGGAAAGUUUUAUGGCUUUCUAUCUUGAUCUCAAGGCUUCGUCGCGACGGUCAGGUGACUGGCAUACGUGUCCGCUGGCGCCUUUUCAAACGAAUCGCAUUCUUCGAACGCGCACACACUCGCGUCUCGCUUGUGGUGGUCUACGUCGUGACGAUUGCUUCCUCGUGCGUACACGAACACGCCUCUAACUGCUCGCGUGUGCUCGAGCUGCCCGUGUGCGAGUGGAGGUCAUGUUACGAUUGA